Molecule: messenger RNA, 696 nt
Organism: Bathycoccus prasinos
Lineage: Eukaryota; Viridiplantae; Chlorophyta; Mamiellophyceae; Mamiellales; Bathycoccaceae
Exons: 1
Coding region: 1-696 (231 amino acids)
Molecular function (GO): protein-disulfide reductase activity
Source: RefSeq, a predicted model, not a curated record
AUGAGCAUGAUGAGACACGCACUUCUCGGCCGAAUGGCAGCAGCAACGAUGAAGAGCAGCGCGAGGAGUACUUUUUCUUCCUCCUCUUCUUCUUCGAGAAGACCGGUGUUUUUCUCGUCCUCCUCGUUCAAGAACACGAACGCGUGCAGAAGAAGAUUACCAAAAACGUCGUCGUCGUUCUCUUUCGCGACCACGUCGACAUCAUUUUCAUCGUCGUCGUCGUCGCAACGGGAGGAGGAGUUUAAGAAACGGAAGCAAAUAAAAUACGACCUGAAACUCUUAUUCGACGGCGAGUGCCCUUUGUGCGUGAAAGAGGUGAACUUUUUAAAGUCUCGGAACGAGAAAGGCUUGAUCGCGUUUGUCGAUUUAGCGGACCCUUUGUAUUCAUCAGAGGAGAACUCUGGAAUAAGUUACGAAACCGGCAUGGCGACGAUACACGGCGUGUAUAAAGGAAACGUCAUGACGGGCGUGGAGGUGUUCGAGAAAGCGUAUUCAUGCGUUGGGUUAGGGUGGGUGUAUUCGUUUACGAAAGUUCCGGCGUUAUUGACCGCGGCGAAUAAAGUGUACGACGUUUGGGCGAAGUAUCGAUUGGAAAUCACCGGACGGCCGAGUUUAGGCGACGUGUUGAAGGCGAGGCGGAUGCGAACGGAAGAGAAGACGUGCGCGGAGGCGACAGAGGGCGAGUGUAACAUUUGA